Molecule: messenger RNA, 1893 nt
Organism: Capronia coronata CBS 617.96
Lineage: Eukaryota; Fungi; Ascomycota; Eurotiomycetes; Chaetothyriales; Herpotrichiellaceae
Exons: 1
Coding region: 1-1893 (630 amino acids)
Source: RefSeq, a predicted model, not a curated record
AUGUACGUCGAGUCUCUUGUGUCUCUCCAAGUUCAAGGGUACGCUUGUGAUAUAGUGGUGCUUCUCUGCGAUUUUGGUAUCCACGGCCACUAUCUCUGUGCUGUCAAUAUUUCAGACGCCUUCGGGCCCCGGCAGCAACCCUCCGACUACAACUGCCACCCUCGUGUCUUGCUUUGCACUCGCCUGUGGUCCACCAACAAGCUCUUCGUCAGGCACAACCGUAGAUUUCUGGUUCUGGGCACCCACUCUGCCCUAGGCAAUCAUGAUCACCAUGAGUGGUUGCUACAUCGGUAUGAUCUGGAAACCGCAAGACCGGUCGCCAAGGAGCCGUUGCAGCUGCGCAACUUCUGUGGCUCCGAGAUGGGGUCUACGGUAUGCUUCACUAUCUAUCAAGACAACUUCUAUGCCUUGACAAACCAGACCAGCUACGAAAGUGAGGAAGUGGACUGGACGAGCUACUACCAUUUCAUUCACUUUCCUCUCGAUGAUCCACUUCCGGACCUGAAAGUACGGGCAAUCUGGAGGAGGCAGCAUCUCGAAGGUCCAAUCAAUGACUCCUGGACAGAUCUGGGGUUCCAAAUUGAUCAUGGUAGUGGUGAGUUGCUUAUAGUGGAAUGCAGAAAGGAGUGGUUAGCUGGGGGCAGUCGAUCCGUAAGGACCUAUUACACCCAACCCUUCGAACGGGCUUUACAUGGCGACUUACACAAUGGUCACCGACACCCACCCGGCGAUCCCCUAGGCCGUACACUGGAUGCGAAGAACAACAGCAGAUGGGAGGAAUCAAGACCUCGCCUUGAUAGAUUCGUCCACACCGAGAUUCAAGAGAGCGACGAUCGCGGUGUGAAGGAAUACAUUCGAGCGAAGACCAAGUGGAAUGGGUACCACUUCAACGCCCAAGCGUUCGUCGACCUCGUGACGGAUGAAGUGAGCGUGGAAGGCGAGUGGCGACCUAAAGAGCGCAUCAAGCUUCGAGUGGCCAGUAGGCAUGAACUUAGUCCUCUAGUCUCGGAGGACGAUCACAUGAAUGGGUCAUCAUUCCUUCUACGACCUCCCAGCCUAGACAAAGAGGGCGAGGUAAUGCCAGACGGCGAAGAAGCAUUCAGUCCUACCAAAGUAUCGUUAUGGCCGCCCGACGAUGCGCCUCCAGAGCUUCAUGAUAUGCUCUGUCCGGGCGGCAGAGGAGGUGAAGUCAAGGCCAUCUUGGGCGAUCAAGGUAUGGUCUACACCGCUGGUCCAGCUCGCGAGCCUGGCUCUCGUGAGCGGGCGCUCAUCUUUGUCAGCUUUGAUCCAACAUUCGGUUUCGAGGGCAUGAAACGUCUUGACGGAAGCCUCGCCAUCCCAAAGCAGAGGGAUCUCCAAUCGGACGCCGUAAGAAAGAGGAAGAAUGUUGGUGAACGAGGGGAGCCAGCUGACGCCUGCCCUGGCAAUGAAGAUACAUCUCCAACUCGUGGUUCGUAUAGCAAGAGAGUCCGAAAAAGUCGAGAUAGGUAUACUCCGUCUCAGUCAGAGUAUAUGGGGGAACAAGCGGGAAGCCACAAUAUCGCACGUCGAGACUACGACAACGACAAGAAGGCUGAAUAUCUUGACGGAACAGCCGGGCAGGCUGCUGCAAGCGAUGAGCCGUUCAGACCAACGGACGUAUCAGGCAAGCAAGCAGAUCGUCUCGGCAAACAGACAGAAAGCUUCGGAGAACAUACAUCGAAGCCAAACUACCAAACCAAUGUCCCUCAUGCUCCGCGACAGGAUCCAUUGAUUCAAGUCCACGCCACGGCGUCUCCUACAACAUACCCUUUGAGGUCCAACGAGUCGUCUCUCCCGUCUAGCAAGCCACUCGAGACCUGGCGUGAAAGGGCCGCCUAUACGACUAUCCGACAAGGCUUUUGGUUACGUUGA